UGCUGCUCAUGCUGCUGGGCAGUCAGGCGUACGGGCUCCACCGAACUUCAGGGAACAUUAACACCACCGACUGGCACUGCGGAUUCAAAAGAAGCAGCAGACGGUGGGGCACAAUCAUCUUCAGCCUCCGCACAGCCAUCCGGCACGCCCACUUCCAACACUCCCGGCGGCGGCGAUGGUGGAGGCGCCACUACAAGCACGACCGCCAGCAGCCCCAGUGGUGGGAACCACACGAAAGACAACGCGGACGGCAGCGACACGUCCACUGUGUGGGUGCGUGCCACGCCGCUGCUGCUGCUGCUGCUGACGGCUGCCGUUGCCUGCACUGCUGGGGAGUGA
Messenger RNA from Trypanosoma rangeli, 339 nucleotides. RefSeq lists its product as uncharacterized. NCBI's taxonomy places the organism in Eukaryota, Euglenozoa, Kinetoplastea, Trypanosomatida, Trypanosomatidae. The annotation marks the transcript as partial. The record is from RefSeq and is a predicted model, not a curated record. The transcript has a single exon.